CUUGCAAAGCACUACAACUUACAACAAGAUUUUAUGGAUUGACGAUGCGAUAUUCGCCCGUUGAGUUUGAUCGCGCAUCUCACUCGUUGAAUCCACAAUGGCGACUCCAACCCCUGGCAAACACACUGGGCAGGUAGUCGCGACCCCGCCGGUCUCAACACCAUUCUCAUCCUCGAACCACCCAAGCCAUCCAGCUUUCUCUCCUCAUGGUCCUCGCUCUGUCGUGCCGUCUCCGCAGCAGGUGAAGAAGUCGCCUGCCAACUCAAAUACGAUGUACGGAUACCCAGGCGGCGGGGGGCAUCCUACUAAUUCGUCGUUUGGUGUCGGAUAUGAUAGUCCGUCUGCGGCGAUGGCGCUCGGAGGUGUUUCUGGACUCGAAUUAGGUCUGGAAGGUAUGGGUACACCUUUGGGUGGAGUUGGCCAUUUGGCUGUGGGCGCGGGGCAUAAUGGGAUUGGGGGGUCUGGGAGGGGAGAUGAAGAGGAUAGGGCGAGGAGGCUUGGAGCUGUUAUGGAUAUUUUGAAGACAAGUCAAGGGCGGAUUAGUGAGAAAGGGAUCCAGCAUUUGGCCACACGGUUGGGAUUUGCGUCAAUUGUGCAGGACAUCGAAAUCAGAAGUCGGACCACCUCGCGCCCUGUCAUCAUUGCUGGAGAGGCUAUAUCCGUGGAUCUUGUUUUCGAAAGUGGACUGGUCAAGACUGUUCUUCUGCAGUUCCCGACAUCACCACCCAUUGUCAACAAGCAUGUGGAUAGAGCUGGCGAAAUCUUGAUGCGGGAUCUCGAGAUAGCAGGGAACGAGAGUCCGCUUUCGAAGAAGCUAGAUGGAUUUGCAGCGAAUCUGGAGAAGUUGGCAGCUCAGGAUCUUCUGGGUCAAACCAAUAAGCCUUUUAAUUGCUUCGAGGCAAUUGCAGGGAUUUAUGAGAACUUGGAGAAGCUACACAAAUGGGAGGUUGAGAAGCUGAGGGAGAGCCCGGACAUGGUCGGCAAGGAUCAAGAUUUCCUCGAGAGAGCUGUGAUGUGUACUCGUAGUGGUAGGCCGGUAAUGCAUGAAAGGAACAGACUCGGUUUGAGCUUGGAUUACUGGCAAGAGAAGAGACGAAUUGGUCAGCAGAAAGACAAGACCAAAACAUGGGCUCUGUUGGUCGAAUGCGGCAAGAAGCCAUCUGCAUUCUACACAUCAGCACGGGUCUCCGAGAAUUGGAUCUCUGCGGAGAUUGAGAAAGACAAUGUACCCGCGGAGGAUCUUCUCCUAGCAGCAGCAGAUGGCCCUGUCUUAGACUGGCUGGAACCCGAAACUACUCUAAUACCUGGGCCGGACCCUCCAAAGGAGGGAGAUGCUCCCAGAGGAGACGUUAUUGAGCUUGUCGAUGAAACCACAGGUCUGCGACGACCAGAAGUCAUGUUUGUUGCCAAGUUUGAUCCUCCACUUGUUGUGCCAGGCUCCGUAGUAGCACAGCUCUAUCACAUUGUCAAUAUGACUUUUGAUACAACACAGCCAACAGCGUAUUUUGACGACCUAUUGUUUCCUCGAAGUCCGGAAGAGCGAUACAGCAACGAUGGAAGAGUCAUCAGGUGCGAGGUUACAGUUCCAGUAUUUGAUAAGGAUGGAAAGAAGACAACGCAGAUCCACAAGAAUAAUCUCUUGGUCGAAGGAUUCGAGUAUGGUUACGAGUUAACUGAAUUACCAUUUUCGCAUCCAAGACAACUGGUCGAGAUGCUUCCAUAUCUCAGGCAGUAUGCCUUCACGUCGACGCUCCUUGAGAAGAGCUUUGGGUCUUCAUCAAAAACUUUCUCGACAGAAGUCAAGAAAAUGGUAGUGCCAAGUACUAGAAGUGCAUUCGAUUCCUUUAUGGAAGGAACGCUACCACAGAAAGAAAUGACCUUGGACGUCAACCUAAAACCAGGACCUCAGAUCCGUAUCGUCUUUCCUUUUGCAAAGAUCCCAGGUUCGAAUUCAGCUUACAUCACGUUUGACAUCAAGCAUAAUGGUGUGGUCGAGGUCGUUGAGGAGAACGUGCUAGAUAAGGAUACAAUGAGUGAAAGCAAGAUGUUGACGAGUGCGGAUCUGGGCAAAAUGCUGGAGAUCACGGAGGAUUUUGGGAUUCUGGUUGAGUAUGUGCAGAGGCGUUUGUAAAGUUUGCAUUAGAUACCCUGGAUAGGACAGCGAAAAGGCAUUG
Molecule: messenger RNA, 2174 nt
Organism: Mollisia scopiformis
Lineage: Eukaryota; Fungi; Ascomycota; Leotiomycetes; Helotiales; Mollisiaceae
Exons: 2
Coding region: 98-2131 (677 amino acids)
Biological process (GO): regulation of transcription by RNA polymerase II
Cellular component (GO): mediator complex
Molecular function (GO): transcription coregulator activity
Source: RefSeq, a predicted model, not a curated record